Molecule: messenger RNA, 682 nt
Organism: Pyrus x bretschneideri (Chinese white pear)
Lineage: Eukaryota; Viridiplantae; Streptophyta; Magnoliopsida; Rosales; Rosaceae
Product: protein TIFY 5A-like
Exons: 2
Coding region: 95-487 (130 amino acids)
Biological process (GO): response to wounding; regulation of defense response; regulation of jasmonic acid mediated signaling pathway
Cellular component (GO): nucleus
Source: RefSeq, a predicted model, not a curated record
CACAUCGAUCUUCAUUUGUUCUCUCUUCAAUCUUCAUCAUCAUCCUUCAGUCUCUUGGUUUGGUAGUAACCUUGAUUCCAAACCCUAAAUUACCAUGAGGAGAAACUGCAAUCUGGAGCUUCAGCUUCAGCUUCAUCAUCCUUCUGCUGAUUCCAGCUUCCCUAACCUUAAUGAAACCCAGCAACAAGAACAGCACGAACAACAGCAGCAGCAGCAGCAGCAGAUGACAAUUUUUUACAACAGAAUGAUGUGCGUUCGUGAUGUUACAGAGCUUCAGGCCAGAUCCAUCAUUUUUCUUGCAAACAAAGAAAUGGAAGAGAGGGUAAAGAGUCCAUUUACUCCAAGUGGAUCAUCAGAACCACCUUCACCAAAUUUUAUGUCUCCGCUGGGUAGCCCAGUUGCUGGCAGGUCUCUGAAGAGAUCACUCCAAAGCUUUUUGCAGAAGAGAAAGCAUCGGAAUCAAGCAACAUCUCCAUACCAUCACUAGGAACUAAGGCACGUCAAGUUUAUUAUUUACGUAAAUUAGAUGGAGAUCGACUGAUCGAAGAGAGCUUUCUGUAAAUUAGUUAAUUCUAAGCACUUCUAAUCAUCGUGUGGGAGACAUCAUAUAUACAUUGUUUGGGUUGAUUUUAGAUCCUUAAUGUUAGAUGGUGUUAAUCGGAUUAUGGCAAAACAUUUUUCA